ACCGACUUCAACUUGUUCAUUUAUUCUACUUGUACCAAUUUUCCAAGUUGAUUGCGCAUCGGAAUGGGAGAGCGUGAGGUCAACCUACCGCAACUAUUCUCCGACGUUUCACGAACCAUAAGCGGUAUUUCGAACAUCAUGGGUGCUGGAGCAGAAGCAUCCGGUGAUGGGCCGGGAGUUGGUGGAAGUAGCAGUGCUGGUGGUGGAGGUGGACCUUCAAUAGCUGGUAAUAUUUUUGGUAACACAUGUUUCAAGGCCUGUGGUAUGGAAGAUAUUCAAUUUGCUGCAAGGGCUGCGGGUGAAAUGUUUUCAACAAUAAAAAUGUGCGUUCUUAUGUCUACAAUCAUUUCACUUCUCCUCCUGGUACUUCUUUCUACUGCUCUUCUUUAUUUCAUGUGCUCUUACAAUCAGAAUUGCAACAGCUGCACCAAAUUCUCCCUACCUUCAUUUUUCAAACGUGUGACUUCUACUCAAAGCCCGGUGACAGCUCAAAAAUGAUGGAUACAUUAUUGAAACCACUUCAACUCAUUCGACAUUUCACGACGUUUGCAUUUUAAUUUAUUCCGUUUUGUUAUGCAUUAUUGCGGGCUUUCUUUCUCCUCCUUCUCGUCAUUUUUCCUUUUAUUUUUUUUCUAAUUUUCUUCAAUUUAUUUUAUGAUGUCUUUCCUUGUGCUCUCAGCUUCAACUAAUAUGCGAAACCUAAUUAAACAACUUCCUUAUGAUGCAACAAACAUCAUUCACACUCAUCUCUACGGAUGAAACCGAAAAUAACUAGUCAUUUACUGUAUAGGUCGUUUAACAUAUUUUUCGGCAGAAUAAACAUUUUUGAAUUA
Molecule: messenger RNA, 833 nt
Organism: Caenorhabditis elegans
Lineage: Eukaryota; Metazoa; Nematoda; Chromadorea; Rhabditida; Rhabditidae
Gene: F59D12.2
Exons: 4
Coding region: 64-498 (144 amino acids)
Source: RefSeq, marked reviewed